AUGUACAAACCCGCCGUCAAUCUACGUGAAGCCCUGGAGAAGGUUCGCAGAAGAGAGCGAAUGUCGCAAACAAAGCAACAAGAGGAGUCGGCGACUUACGCGGCGGUACAAAGAAACCCGUGGAACCCAACACGUCUCAUCCAAUCGAGAGUACUAGUUCCCGGUCGUGGUGUCCCUAUUGUGCACGGCUCAGUCGACGGGCUCAACACUACGGACACAACCCUCCAAUGUACCCGCGUGAUCAGAAAGGCUGAUGAUCAAGCCAAUAACCCGUAUAUCGUCCGCAUCUACAGUUCACAAAAAGGAGAGAGGCGAAAGCCGACUGGUCUCGAAAUGAAAGAAGCUUCCGAAGCAGAAAAGACACUGUUGGGCCUAUGGAACGACUUAAAGGCACCCCUUGAACCCAUGACUGCUAUGCAUCCGGGUCUGCGGGUCGGGAUUGAUAGCAUGGGCCCUCUACCGAUGACCCGUGAGGGGAACCGAUAUAUUCUGGUCACGAUCGACUACUCCACGAAAUGGGCUGAAGCUGUCGCCAUUCGGUUCCAGGACGCGUCAACGGUCGCGAAGGCGUUUGUCCAUGAAUGUGUGAGUCGAUUUGGUGCCCCGCAAAUCCUCCAAUCCGACCAAGGCGCGGCGUUCGAAAGCCAGCUGCUGCUGGAAGUGUCUCAUUUGUUUGGUGUAAAAAGAACCCGAACGACCCCGUAUCAUCCUCCAGGUAACGGGCCAGCGGAAAGCACCAAUCGGACCAUAAAAGGCAUCCUUCAAGGUUUCUGUGAAACCCUUGAUUUAGAUCGCUGGGACGAAACACUCCCGCUGUGCAUCCUUGCCUAUUGUGCUUCAUACCAUGGCACCACUUGGUAA
This is a messenger RNA of Echinostoma caproni, 861 nucleotides long. NCBI's taxonomy places the organism in Eukaryota, Metazoa, Platyhelminthes, Trematoda, Plagiorchiida, Echinostomatidae. The record is from the annotation of a GenBank genome assembly.